Messenger RNA from Cooperia oncophora, 837 nucleotides. Lineage: Eukaryota; Metazoa; Nematoda; Chromadorea; Rhabditida; Trichostrongylidae. The record is from the annotation of a GenBank genome assembly.
AUGUGCCCGUUCUGCACUUUCACCCUGGUUGUUCCCUCAUACCAACGAAAACGACCGGUUAUCCGUGUAUCGGAGUUCGUCACUCACAUGAUAAGCCAUGAAUCAGAAUCUCGUCUCGGUUGUGAUCAUUGUGCAUUGUCUUUUACAAAUAUUGCUGAUAAGCAGAAGCAUAGGAGGGACCAUUCAGCGGUCAAUCCCAAGUGGACGAUGACGUACAGGAAUCCGGAAACUCGAUCUCGACAGCGAAGUCGACUGGUAUGUCAGGAGCAGAAGCCCCAAUACCAGUGUAAACAGUGCGUAAACAGCCCAGAUGGUGGUGCCUCCAAAAAGUGUAUUGCAUGUGUCACGCUUGCGUUCAACGAAAGCCUAUAUGGGAAACGACGUAUCGCAACGGAUUCUUCUGUUCGUCGAGGUAUCGACGCACUUCAAUGCAGUCUGCGGGGGUUGCGAUUUCGGUGCAAGUGUGGAAUGAGUACGAGAAAUGGCAAUCGAAUGGCUCAGCACUUUUAUUAUUGCAAUAAUGAUUUCGAGGUCAUAGAAACGGACGAUGAGUUCGCUGAGCCUACAGAUGCCGACCAAGAAGAGGACAAACUGGAAGCACAGCUAUUCUCAGUCCUCCAUAAAAAGGAGCCGGCGAUGCCGAACGUGAAAAUCGUAGAGCGGAAACGUAGGUUGAUCGAGCCACCACUGCUUAUUUUCGAACAACAAGUGAGCAACUUGAGCAAACCUGAGGAUAUGAAUAACGCUGUGCUCUUCUACAAGAAGUGUGCAGAAAACGGUCCUCAUGAGAGUAUUGAAAGUUUCAAGGAUCUACGAGCAUCGUAUGAUUUUUGCUGA